AUGCGCCAUGUGAGCCAUCCUUCAGGCACUCAGGGCAGCUUUGCGGCACUGCACCAAAGUGGCAACGUGACCACUUGGGGUGACACUUGCACGGGCGGCGGCAGCCAGCACGUGCAAGACCUCUUGUGGCACGUUGUCGACCUUGUCGCCACGCGCUCGGCCUUCGCUGCCCUCCGAGCCGAUGGCUGCGUUAUCGCCUGGGGCGCUGGUCUCUCGGGCAAACUCUGGUCCGAUUGCCUAUGGGUGAGGCCUACAGACGAUCGCUGUGCCAGGGCAGCAUUGAAUCAGAUUCAAAUGCAUGUGGGGCUUGGAGUCCCGUGCUCGUGCAAUGCGGCUCGAGCAGCCUGA
This is a messenger RNA of Symbiodinium sp. CCMP2456, 348 nucleotides long. The record is from the annotation of a GenBank genome assembly. NCBI's taxonomy places the organism in Eukaryota, Dinophyceae, Suessiales, Symbiodiniaceae.